Molecule: messenger RNA, 613 nt
Organism: Priapulus caudatus
Lineage: Eukaryota; Metazoa; Priapulida; Priapulimorpha; Priapulimorphida; Priapulidae
Exons: 7
Coding region: 137-613 (158 amino acids)
Source: RefSeq, a predicted model, not a curated record
GACUCUGUGAACAAGAAGUGAGAGAGUGGGAGAGAGAGAGCUAGAGACAGAGAGAGAGAGAGACGGAGAGAGAGAAAUAAAGAAAGAAAGAGAGAGAGAGUCAUAAUCUUGUAGAUAGAGUCACCACUGUGGCAAGAUGUUGCGUUUUAUUCUUACCCUGACCAUCUGCAUCAGCAACGUAUAUCAGCUGUCUGCAAGCGAAGGUUACGAUAGCCAUCCUGUGACAAAUAGUGGAGAUGCGGAGAGAUUGCUAAGAACUAGAAACACGUAUUUCGGCCUCACUUCCAACCAGUAUGACCGCCAUUUCGACAAGGUUGCUAAGCAUGAGCCGCGCGGCUACGAUGUUGGUGACUGUAAUACUGCUCACGGCUAUGUAAGGGUCUACGGACAAUGCCAGAAAGUGCCAAUGUUUGGAGAUCCGUGUCACAUGGACGACGACUGUGAACGACCAAAUCACUUACGUGGAGCUGAGAGUAACAGACCUGUAUGCGACCGAGCAAAGAAAGCGUGUCACAUCGGAAGUGACCUCGGAGGUUUCUGCCUGAGUAACAGUGAAUGCAUGCUGGGUGCACUCGUUAGCGAUGUCACUGUUUCGUCAAGUCAGUGUGAAUGA